Messenger RNA from Anguilla rostrata (American eel), 1646 nucleotides. RefSeq lists its product as uncharacterized. The coding region runs from base 363 to 1196 and encodes 277 amino acids. The transcript has 9 exons. The record is from RefSeq and is a predicted model, not a curated record. Lineage: Eukaryota; Metazoa; Chordata; Actinopteri; Anguilliformes; Anguillidae.
CCUGGGAGUGUUUCAAACUCCAACACUAUUUUAAAGAUGGACGAGAAAGAAGAGGGAGUAAAAGAAGGAAUAAAACUGAAAAAAGAACGGAGGACAGCAGCAGAGACAGUUUCCACAGGACGGACGUUCAGCUAAAGAACUACAUUUAACAGAGAGGCUGUACUGCAUGAAAAUCCCAGGAGGGCAGCUGUUUCUGUGAUGCUGGAACCACCACAUCUGGCACUAUCCAUCUGGCACAGUCAAAGUCGCUUAGAUCACACAUUUUGCCCAUUCUAAUAGGCUAAUUUGGGUUGGAAGCCACUUGUGGUCCAGUCUGGUCUGAUGUGUUCCUGUCUCCUUAGAUAGGGGGCGCUGUUUCUAAAAUGAAUCUCUCAGAGGAGCCAAAGACCAAAGGAGGAACCCUCAGCAGUGAGAGGAAGAGGGUCCAGGUAGAAAGAGCAGGGUCACCUGUACCUAGCUGUGUGUCUCUGAAGAGUGAUCCUUCAGUGGAUCCUCCACUCACUUUCAAAGGAGAGUUCACAGGUGAUCAAAGGGUCCAGGUAGAAAGAGCUGGGUCACCUGUACCCAGCUGUGUGUCUCUGAAGAGUGAUCGUUCAAUGGAUCCUCCACUCAAUUUCAGAGGAGAGUUCACAGGUGAUCAAAGGGUCCAGGUAGAAAGAGCUGGGUCACCUGUACCCAGCUGUGUGUCUCUGAAGAGUGAUCGUUCAAUGGAUCCUCCACUCAAUUUCAGAGGAGAGUUCACAGGUGAUCAAAGGGUCCAGCAGUCACUGAAGUCCAGCUCUUUAGAAGAAGCGAGUUCAGAGAAACUAUCUUCCUCAAAAAAGUCUCUCCUGCGCACUCUGAUGAAGCUGAAGAAGAAUGAGAAGUUGAAACUGUUUCAGAGCCAUCUGAGUCAGGAUUGCCCAGAAUGCUUUAAGAGUCUGUCUGAAGAUCCUUCUGUGCUGGAUAAUUUUAUGAAGAUGAAGGAAUUGUUCAAGAGUCAUCAAAUUGAUGAAGAAUGCACUGAGAGAGAGCAAGAGGAUUCUAAGGCCCUGUACAUAGUUGAGAAGAUGCUGGAGACCUGUGGCAGUGAGAGGUCCCUGAAGAUCACACUCCACAUCCUGAGGAACAUGAAGCAGAAGGAUCUCGCCGACUUACUGGAGAGAGGUGAGCAGCUCAGUAAGAGUUUUCUCUCAUUGGUUCUGUGUCUCCAUUAGAAUGCUGAAAUGAAUUUAGUAAACAAAUCUGACAGUGAUUAAUGUUCUGAUUUAUAGCAUUCACACUUACAUAUAGAAAACCAACAUGUGCACAAAGCCAUUUAAAUAAAAAUACAGCCUGGAGCAGUGAUUGUGGGGACAGGCAUAUGAACAAGAUGAAAUGUGCCUGAAGGGGAUUUAACACCAGGAGCUCCAGACCAUUCCGCAGGAUUGAAAUCGCUUAAGGCGCGGCCUGGGUCACAUGACAUAUGAGACUUUAAACGGGAAAUGUUUGAAUUGUUUGCUAGAUGGCGCUUAUUAGACACGAGCUGACAAAGGUUGCCAGCCCAUUGUCCAAAUGAAAUAUUUAUGAAAUAUAAAAGCUAUGUUUUAGUUAUGGCUCGGCAUUCUAGCCAACACAUUGUUACAAACUAAAUGUUUUUAGAAUAAAUUGAUCAGCUAAACGCCAAA